Messenger RNA from Siniperca chuatsi (mandarin fish), 3885 nucleotides. RefSeq lists its product as uncharacterized. NCBI's taxonomy places the organism in Eukaryota, Metazoa, Chordata, Actinopteri, Centrarchiformes, Sinipercidae. The transcript is spliced from 7 exons. The record is from RefSeq and is a predicted model, not a curated record. Bases 190 to 3885 code for a protein of 1231 amino acids. Gene Ontology annotation, molecular function: GTP binding.
CUAUUUUAGGGUUUACAGUAAUGAAACGCUGCAUGGCAUCUCCCUGUCACCAUGGUCAUUUUGGACUUCCUCACAUGGGGCGCAGUUAGUCCAGCAGGAUCAGAUGGGCGACACUGUAAACACACUGCGCUCUUCACAUUGGACACACCAGAUAUUUGGCUUUAUUCGUCUCUCCACAAGAGCUAAACGAUGGGUGAUAUUUACCAAUAUCCCGUUUUCUUCGAGUGUCACAGGCUGCUCGCGGGGCAGAUUGAGAAAAUAGAAAAGUAUUUGCGUGUUCGCCGCAAAUCAGGCGGAGGGGACUGCGGAGCGCUGACGCGUGUGGAUGAAAACGUCUACAGCCUUGCUUUCAAAUAUGAGGAAAAUCAGCAGGCAGUGCUUCAGAGAUCUGAGCAUGUUGUGGAUGGUCUGGUGAUCACUGUCCGAGGCAGCCUGGAACCUCGCACCCCCUCUCCCAUCACCACCUCCACUGCAGCUCAGAGCCCACAGGCCAUUCCUGCCUCAACUCCUCCACCAAGUGGUAAAGAAUAUGAACUACAACUUGAUACUUACCUCCUUCGUUACCUAAAGGAAUGUCCCAAGGCUGGGAAAGAACUAGAGAAAGAACUCGCCUCUGUGGCCUGCUCUGCCCAGCUUUACCCAGAGGAGGGGAGGGUUUUAGUCAGGAGUUUAGCUCAACCUGGUGCUGUAGAUGAAGCUAGAAAUUGGAAAGUCAAGGUAGACAAAAUCUUUGAUGGCUACCUGUGCCACUAUGAGGUGUUCCCUCACAAAGUUAAAGCUUUGCUUCAGUCCUGCAGCUCUGAUCAGACCACAGAUGAGGUGAAAGUGUACAGCGAGCUUAGGAUGGCUGUUGUGGUUGGGAAACAUUCUCAGGUGAACGCCAGGUUGAUGGAUGUAGAGGACAGGUCAGGUUUAAGUGAGAAGCAAACCAGCAUUCGUCGACUGGGCAAGGCCAAGCUCCGCCUCCUCUGGAAAGAGAUUGAGCACAGUUUGCGACGAGAUUUUCCAGGAGUGAAGGUCACGCAGGGAGAUGCAGGUCAGUUAGUUUUGGAAGGCUCUGUGGAGGACAUUCUUAGGGCUGGAGAUUGGAUCUCUGAUAAGGAGAAUUUGGUGUUAGAAAAGACAGUUUCUGAUAGGAGCCCACAUUUUUUGGCCUUUCUAAGGAAGGCAUACGGAGGUCCGGGGGUGCUAAGUGACUUUUUAGGGGUUGGUAACAAAGUGGAAGUAGAGUUACGAGACACAGAGCUACGUUUCUUCACUCUCUCUGCUGAUAAACUGGAUGACACAGAGAAAAAACUGCAAGAAAAAUUCAAGGAAGUCAAGAUUGAUGUGCCUAACUGCUCUGCUGUGCCAUCUGAGCUUCGGGAAAAGCUGAAGUCCAAGACAAAUGAGAUGAACCAAGGGCAACAUAGGGCUCAGGUCGUGUUUGGCUCAGACAGCGCAGUGUGCUUACUGGGCCACACGAAAGAGGUUGAAGAGCUGAGUGAAGCUGUCAUACAGUUUAUUUUGGACCAGUCUAGCGUGCAAAGCAGGGUUGCACAGAAUUUGGCAUCUUUAAGUUUACGUGAAGUAAACACAACAGUGGCUAGCUACAGCCUUCGUGACGGGCUCCAGGUGCUGGUGUGUCAGGGUGACAUCACCAAACAGGAUGCUGAUGCCCUGGUGAACGCUGCCAAUGAAGACCUGGACCACUGUGGAGGUGUUGCUGCUGCCCUGAGUAAAGCAGGCGGCCCUGAAGUACAGAGUGAAAGCAGUGACUUAGUAAAGUAUAUUGGGAAAGUCCCUAAAGGUGAAGUGGUAGUGACCACAGGGGGGAGCUUAAACUGCAAGAAACUGCUGCAUGCUGUUGGGCCUGUUGGUGGAGAAGCAGGUGGCAGAGAAAGGAUCUUACUCAAAAAAACUGUCCAUUCUGCUCUGAAUUUAGCAGAAAUCAUGGAGUUCCAGUCUAUAGCCAUGCCCUGUAUCAGCUCAGGCGUGUUUGGUGUUCCUGUCACUGUGUGCUCUGAGGCUAUUGUAACUGCUGUUAAAGAGUUUGGCAGUCAGGGAGGGCGAAGUCUGAGCAGAAUAAUCCUGAUUGAUAACAGAGGAGAGGUGGUGAGGGCCAUGCAGGAAGCAUGUGACAGACUUCUCCAAGUGACACAAUCCGGAAACGGUGCACCAAGUGAUUUGGGAUUCCAGAUGGAUGUUUCCCAAGAUGACACAGAAAAAGGAGUGACUGCUGGAGCUCCUGGAGAUGGUGUCAGUCUAGAGAUCAUUCAGGGAACCAUCGAGACCCAGCAGGUGGAUGCUCUGGUAUCGCCCAUGGUUGGCCAUGAUCCUCUCUCUACCCGUGUUGGAAACACUUUGUCCAAGAUGGUUGGAUCCCAGCUGACUGCAGGAUUUAGAAAGAAAGCAGGAGAAGAAACGCUGCCUGGUGACACAGUCCUGGUGGAGGGCUUGCCUGGACUUCCAUCUAAUGCAGUGUUCUUCGUCAACCUCGUUCCCUGGGAUGAUGACCAGGAUGGAAUUGCAGUCCAGGUUCUGAGACUGGGCAUCAACACAAUCCUAACUUCCUGUGAGAAUAGAGGGUUUGGAUCUGUUGCUCUCCCUGUGCUCGGGGCUUGGAUUGCCCUGCAUUUUCCUGACAGCGUGGUAGCCAGGGUUCUACUGGAGGAAGUUCAUAAGUUUGACCUGAACCGAGACAGCAGAACACCAUUGCUGGUCCGCAUCAUCAUCCACCCCAGUGACGAAAAGUCUAGUGAGGUGUUCACAUCUGUCCAGGAAGCUUUCCAACUGAAAAGAUUAACAAAAGAUGUUCACCAACCAGACCAAGUGUCAACUCCAAAGAGGAUUGUCCUGCUGGGAAAAACUGGAUCUGGGAAAAGCAACCUAGCUAACACCAUAUCUGGAGAGAAAUUUUUUACCACAAACCAUUCUCCCAACUCUGGAACACGAAAAUGUCAAGCAGAAACCAAAUCUGUCAAUGGAAGAAGCAUCACUUUGAUCGACACUCCUGGUUUCAUUGAUGCAGAAAGGUCUGAGGAGGACAUGAAGCCUGAGAUAGUGAGGUGUAUCACAGAGUGCGCCCCUGGGCCUCAUGCUUUUCUCAUUGUGCUUAAAGUGGAGAGAUUCACAGAGCAGGAGCAGGCUGUCAUCACUAAAAUAUGCCAGUAUUUCUCUGAAGAUGCUCUAAAAUAUGCUGUAAUUGUCUUCACUCAUGGUGACCAGCUCCCGAAAGGAAUGAAAAUUGAGGAGUUUGUCAGUCAGAAUAAGAAUCUGAGUUGUCUGGUGAAGAAGUGCGGAGGCCGGUGCCACGUCAUUGAUAAUAAAUACUGGAAGAACAAAGUGCAGAACAACUACAGGAGCAACCAUUUCCAGGUGGAGGACCUACUCAACACAAUAGACAAGAUGGUGAUGGAAAACAAUGGAGGCUAUUAUGUCAAUAUGAUGUUACAAGCAGUGGAGAAAGAAAUACAGAGAGAGGAAGAGCACAUAAGACAGACAUCAGGAAACAUGCCAGUGGAAGAGAUCAGGAAACAGGCUAAAACCAGAGUGUCUGAGAAGUUUCUGAUCCAACUGGCAGGUACUGCAACAGGAGCAUUGUUAGGAGCUUUUUUUGGUGUGGUAGAAAGGGUUGGAUUAGUUAUCGAAGCUCUGCAGAACGUUAAAGAGUUAAUGACACUCGCAAAAGGAAUUCCAGCACUAGGUGGAGCAGCAGCAGGAGGAGCAGAAGUAGCAGUCGCUGCUGGAGUCGUGGCAGGUGUGACUGCAGCAGGCUUUGCUGCAGCAGGAGCAGUAAUAGGUGGUGGUAUUGGACAGGAUGCAGCUGAGGGAGCAGAAACACCAUGGGAGGCAGCAAAGAUGGCAGCUAAUGCUGUCAUCAACAAAAGAAAAGCUACAUUAUAG